Molecule: messenger RNA, 2126 nt
Organism: Dunckerocampus dactyliophorus (ringed pipefish)
Lineage: Eukaryota; Metazoa; Chordata; Actinopteri; Syngnathiformes; Syngnathidae
Gene: clrn1
Product: clarin 1
Exons: 3
Coding region: 27-734 (235 amino acids)
Biological process (GO): sensory perception of sound; equilibrioception
Source: RefSeq, a predicted model, not a curated record
CCGGUGGUCCUGGUUGUUGCGGAGGGAUGUCCGCCAUGGCGAGGCGACACAAGCGGCUCCUGAUGACCUGCGGAGGCGCGCUCGGCCUCUGCUGCGCCCUGGCGGCCGCCGUGGCCACCGGCUUGCCGCUCUGGAUCGACGGGACCGUGCUGUGCAGGACCGGGGCCGAGCUGGUCAACGCCACCGGAGCCGAGCUGGACAAGUUCGUGGGCCGCCUCGCGUACGGACUCUUCCACGGGGAGAGAGUAAAGACGUGCGGCCUGGGAGGAAGAACUUCCCGCUUCUCAGUCUUUUCAGAGCUGUUGGAUGCCGUCCCGGCAGGUCUUCACGUGACCAUUGUCUUUUUCUGCGCAGCGCUGAUCGUCUUCUCAUCCGUGGCGAGCGGCUUCUUUUUCUUCAACGCCUUUGGCCGACCAUACGAGACGCUGCACGGCCCUCUGGGGCUUUACUUGUGGACGUCCAUCUGUUGUCUGUGCAGCUUCCUGGUUCUGAUCCUGUUUGUGUCCGAGGUGAAAGUCCAUCGUCUGUCCGAGCGCAUCGCCAACUUUAAGGAAGUGGCUUUCGUCUUCCAGACAUACCACGAGCGCUACGACAUUUCCUUCUGGCUCUUCCUCCUGGUCUUCUUCCUCCAAGGAGUGAAUGUGGCACUGAUCCGACUGGCCGGGAUGCAGUUUCCGUUCCAGGGAACCAAAGACUUGGACCUGAGCGGGGGCGCGGCAGAUCUCAUGUACUGACUGACCGCACAAUGCCACAUUUUAUUGACGUGGACAUUUUUCUGAAAUUGCCACCAGUGUCCGGUGUUUCCCAUUCACUCAUUUACUUGUGGUGGCUCGCCACAACUACAUUCAGCUCUACCUGCUCGCCCUGGUUCAUAAACACAUCAUAAAGCACCUGGUCUGCCAGAGAAUAAGAGGAUGGAGCAGGAAGGAUUGGUGUUGCCAACUUAGCAGCUUUAUCGCUAUAUUUAGCGAGUAUUCAGACCCCUCUGGAUACUUAAGUUCAAAAAAAGAAAUUGGCAACAAAUCUAGUGAAGAGAAGGGCCCCUGCCCAACCUAAAAGCACUCACAGGCAGCUCUGUCUUGUUUGUGGCAUUUUACAAAACGUCAUUUGUAGUUCUAAACGUAUUUGUUUUGCUUUUCAUGUUUUUUUUACUCAAGACCAAUGAUAAAAAGUCGACAAUUACAUCAUUGUCAUUCUCUGCCCCCAAACCACCAUUGCCACAAAUAGAUUGCAGUCCUGUGGGCCGGGGUCCAUUUGAGGCCUGCAGCUGUUUUUUUUUAAUUGACCCCAGCACAUUCUAAAAAUAAUAUUAAAAGACAUUAACCAAAAAACUAAAUAAAAACCAGCAAAUAUGGAAGAAAGUUUUUUUUAAUUUUACGAGAAUAACAUGAAAUAUUAAAAGAAUAAGAGACAAAAGUCUUAAUCUUACGAAAACAAUGUCAGAAUUUUACAAGAAUACUGUAAAUUUGGGGAAAAAUUUGAGGGAAAAAAAUAUUUUAGAAGCAUAAAGUUGAAACAUUAAAGGAAAAAAAAGGACGUUCAAAAGUAUUAUCGUGAUUAAAAAAACAAACAAUAAAAUGUUAGGUUGGGAAAAAUGUUAUAAUAUUACCAUAAUAAAGUCAAAAUAUUUUAGGAUAAAAAGUCAUAUUACAAGAAAAAAGGUUCAAAAGAACAAAGUUGAAAUAUUUGUAAAAAAAAAAAAAAAAAAAAAGAGCAAGCAGUGUAUUGUAAGGAGAAAAAGCUAUAACAUCUAUAAAGCAAAGCUUUAGAUGGAAGCUACUUUUCCUUUUAGCAUAUUUAGCAUAUUCUUAGCAUAUUUACAUGAGUUGGUUUCCAAAAUGGAAACACAUCAAAGUGGCCCCCGCAUUCUUUGAUUUUUCAGUAUGCCGCCCUCAGUGGAAAAAGUUUGGGCACCCCUGAUUUAAAGUAUGAAUACUCGCAUCUUAAAGUGAUGCGUUCACGACCUCAAGACAAGUCACAUGAGCAGUCUGCAUCGAGGCCAGUCAUCACACAUCAAAGCGAGAAAGCUCGGAAACCAUGCAUAGAUGAUCGUCGCAUAUUCGUGAAUUUCUUCAUAAUUCAUUUUUCUUGGUAAAUUUAAUUGAAAGUGGGCUGAUGGUGCUAUC